Rhopalosiphum maidis (corn leaf aphid) is the source of this 2221-nucleotide messenger RNA. RefSeq names its product FERM domain-containing protein 4B (gene sstn). Gene Ontology annotation, biological process: establishment of epithelial cell polarity. Bases 278 to 2020 code for a protein of 580 amino acids. The record is from RefSeq and is a predicted model, not a curated record. The transcript is spliced from 9 exons. Lineage: Eukaryota; Metazoa; Arthropoda; Insecta; Hemiptera; Aphididae.
UUGUUGCUAUCAGACGGUUGCAUUGUUUUCGCCAAGCAAUUACGCACCAGAUAACCCGUAAAUUAUUUUAAUGUAGUUCAAUUUAUUGUUUAGUGUUUACUUCUCUUUAGGGCUUUUCGUGUUUGACUGUUCCAUUUAUUAGUGUAAUUACGUCCGGUUGAUGUCAUCUAAUUCCUCAGGACGUAUAGCGCUGAAAUAUUUGGUUUCACGCGCAAUGUUUUAGCGUACAAAAUUCCGGUUUAUGAACGUGCUAGUUUCGCGAUGCAUUUGAAAAACUAUGGAAUGCUCCUCAAAUAAAGUUGACACAAUGGUUGCGAGUUUACAGUCUAGGCGUAAGGCAUUAGAAUCCAAAAUCAUCGAAAAAAAUCGCGAAUUAAAACGAUUAUGCAUACAAGAAGCAGAAUUAACAGGUAGCUUACCUCCGGAAAUCCCAUUGGAUCCCGGCGAAACACCACCUACUUUCCGCCGACGUGUUGGAACAUCAUUUACUUAUCCUGAAAAUUUAAUAAAUAAGCUGAAAUUUAAAGAUGAUGAAACUUUGGCUUCACUUGAAUUGGAGUAUAAAAUCCAAAAAGGAAUUGCUGAAGCUGCUUUAGGACUUGCUAAUGAUGAGACUGCCAACAAAUCUGUGCGGCGAAAACAUAGAAUGAUGUAUCAACAAAGUCAAAGUAGAAUUAUUGAACUCGAAACAAGAAUAAAUUUAUGCAAUAAUCAAAAAGUAAAAAAGAAGCCUCGCCCUGAGAGCAGUUACACAACAGAUUUUGUGAACAAUCAUAGCGUGACUGAUGGUAAUUUUGUUGUACCUAAAGAACCGAAUGUGCAAUCUUCAAACCCAAAAGUUUUAUCUCAUAAAAGUAAUUUAAGACAAUCUCAAUCAUACAACAAAUUCCCCAGUCAAAGAAAUUCUCAUGACCCAAGAAUUGGAAAUGGUAUACAUAAUUCAUGGAAUACUCAUGAGCAUAUACCCAUCUCCAAUAUGCAACCAAUGCUAUUACCAAGAUCAACAAUCAGUUUGGAUAAAGAACAUGUUACUUAUCCUAAAGAUAAUGGCGGGCUUUUUAAUAAUAACUCAAAUUCUACAAAUUUACCUUCAAGUCAUGAAUUGUCAAGUAAGAUUAUUGAUCAAGAUUUCACGUCUAAGUAUAGAGACAGGUUUGGAAGUUUAGAUAGGCGACAUACUAGAAGUUCUAGUUCUCGAAGUAAUAGUAGUGUUGAUCAUGAACCUUCAGCUGUACCUGUUGUACCACGACAUACAAAUUCACAGCAUCCCACAACUACUAUUUUAUUACCAAAUCAAAUGUACCCAGAAAAUAGUUUAAUGAGAACUCAUUCUCUGGGUAAUAUUAAAAAUGAAAAUCAGCAACAAGCAGAAAAAGGAUUUACAGAUUUAAAUCAAAUGUCAUUAUCUGAAAGUAGAAAAAACAAUGAGAAAAAAUGGAUUGAAACAUCAUUGGAUAGUAGUAGUGUUGAGUCUGGGCCAACACUUGCACAUGAUUUACCGCCUCCUAUCAAAAUGCAUACACCUCCAAUACAACCUGAAAAUCACCCACUUCCGUACGAUCCACUAGUCAAUCAUUUUGACACUGUUCCAUUUGAAUCACCAAAAAAUCAUACGGUUGUUCAGGUUGGAAAAUGGCAACCAUAUCGUGAAGUAACUAAGCCAUUUGAAAUGUCUGAUUUUUAUAAAUACAGUACAAGAUUUAGGAAACCAUCUGCAAAUUCUAAUAGUGUGUCUCCAGAAGUAGUUCAAACUACAGCUUCUAACCCUUCACCAACACCAUCCUUGCCGCCACCAAUACCAGCGUUACAAAAUAAAGGAAUUUAUCAACCUUUAAAACCUCAUAAUUGUCAUCCAUUGGUACCUCAAAAUGUUUCAUUAAUGGAAGAAACAGUUUGUCCUAUCGAUUCAUUUGAACCUAAUAAUGAAUUAUGUUUAGAUGAAAGUGUAUUUGCUAAUGAAAUGUUAUCUUGGUACCAAGAUGAAGCUACACCUCAAUCCAGGACUGCCACGUUGGUUUAAUUUUAAUUAAUAUAACUAAAACAUAUUAUGGCAUAUUUUUAUAUUAUGAAUUUAUGAUGGGCAGCUAGAAUACAACCAAUAUAAUAUUAUAUAUUAUUAUUAUUAUUAUGUUCUUAUUUUUUAGAUUAUUUUAGUACAUGAUUUAUCUAUAUGAACAUAACUUUAACAAAAAUGAUGACAAAAUAAUGAAAUCUUAAUAUG